AUGGCAACAGCUAUGUCAGCAAAUUGUAUGAUUUCACCAGAACCAUUAUUAGAACAAUUCAAUUGCCCAAUAUGUCUAAACAUAAUGAAAGAUGUUUGGGUAACAGUGUGUUUCCAUCGUUUUUGUGAGGAAUGUAUCAAAGAAUCUAUCAAUUCAAAUCAUCGAUGUCCGUUGUGUAAUAAAGAUUUACAGCAAGAUAAUAUUCAACGUGAUGCUCAAUACAAUACUUUACUAGAAGCUAUUGACAAGGCCAUUCAAGAUGCUGAAGCACAUAAAGCAGCAUCAUUUGCUAAUCAAAUUGUUACUCAAAUAGGCGAUAAUUCAGUACGAACAAUUCUUGAAGAACUCUUUCGUGAUACUCUUGUAACAUCGUUGGCCAAUCAUUUAACAAGCGAAAAUGAUAUGCGUAGUCGAUAUAAACGUAAAAAAAGUGAUAUUGAAGCAGCAUAUAAUCGAGCUGUAGUGAGACUUCAAGAAAAAAAAUCAACAAAGGAAGAAUAUAAGAACAAUCUUGAUGAACUAACUAUUAAAUUUAAAGACGAUAUAAAAAAACUCGAUGAAGAAAUUCGAAAUGUUCAAGUACUUUUUAUUCAGGCAUAUAAAAAUCAUCUUAAUGAGCAUGUUUCUAAUUUCGGCGCUGUUUCAACACAAGUUCGAGUCACAUUAUGGAAAGAAGAUCAUUUCUUUAAGAAUAAAGAUAAUCAAUAUCCAAUAAUACUAAUGCGUCCCGAAGAUCGAAUGGAGAUAUUGUUGCAAGCAUUAGAUGAAUUAAUACUAUUAAAUAAUGAUAAAGUAGUAAAAACUGAUGGCGUGGUCCUUUUCACUUGUAUUAAUUCGUUGGACGAUCUAUCUGAACAGUCAGUAAUAAAACGACUUAAAAGAAUGGAUAUCGAAGAUGAUGAUGAUGAUGACGAUAAUAAUAGUUUGUUGACUGUAUCUCGUAAUUGUCGACCUAUUUUAGAACAUAAACUACUACGAGGAACACUUGUUGUUAUUCAUGGUGAAGUUGUAUUAGAAAGUGAAAUACCAAAAAAAUGUUUUAAACAAAUUUAUCACGAAGAUCCACAUCAGAAACAUCUAGUCGAUUAUUUUCAAUGUCAACAAUGCGGAAAAGAUGGAAAACCACUAAGAUGGAUUUGUAAAUCUUGCGCAAGGGCUUGUCAUAAAAACCAUGAUAUUACUCCAUUAAUGUUUGGCAAUGAAGCUAGUGGACCAAAAUGCGACUGUAACAAAAGUGAUCGCCGCAAAAAUGUUUGUCAAAUAUAUCCACGAAACUGA
Rotaria socialis is the source of this 1278-nucleotide messenger RNA. Lineage: Eukaryota; Metazoa; Rotifera; Eurotatoria; Philodinida; Philodinidae. The record is from the annotation of a GenBank genome assembly.